AUGAUUCAUUUCCUCAUCCAAAGUCUUCUGAUUCUCCUCCUCAUAGCUUCCAUAGCCACAUCCCAGAACUGCACAACCACAUGCGGAUCCGAGUCGGUUCAGUACCCGUUCGGAUUCUCCGACGGGUGCAAAAUCCGAUUGAACUGCUCCGACCCCCAUACCUCGAUCGGUAACUUCACAGUGCAGAAUAUAACCUCCACCAGCAUCUUCGUCAAUCUUCCGGCAAAAUGUAACAGACCGGUAAAAUCUAUGAUAGAACUUUUCGGCCCAAACUUCGGCCCAACUUGGAACAACAGCUUGCUCUUCCAGAACUGCCUCAACUCCCAAAACGGCUGCUACAUUCCGGCGGCUUUUGUUGAAAAGCAGUUUGCUUUGGAAAGCUGUAAAGGCAACAACGAAAGCAUCAGCUGUUUCACCGAAGAGAAGAGUAACAGGUCGGAGAUCGUUGAGUAUGAUUACUUAAGUAGGAAGAAUUGUAAGUACUUGUUCGGUUCGAUUGCGGUUCAUUCAGGUGAUCAGAACUCGCCGCUGUCAUUGGAGUUUGAGACGAUCGAGUUGGGGUGGUGGGUUUCCGGGUCCUGCCUUGAUUGCGCUGACAAUGCCGCGUGUACGCAUGUUAAGCUCCCCGGGGUGAAUCCCCCGGGGUUCCGCUGCCAGUGUUUGGAAGGGUUUCACGGCGACGGGUUCAGAAACGGGUCGGGUUGCCGGAGAGUUUCUGAAUGCAAUGCUUCAAGGUACAUUUCUGGACGUUGUGGGGGAAGAGUCGGUAUUCUUAUUGCGGUAUCCCAGGGAUCUUGUCAGCAAUGUUCAUAGUGUCCGCCAUUUGGAUAGUGAUACUACGUAGAAGGAAGAAUGUGGAAGCUGCAAAAGAGACUACAGUGUUACCUCAACUUCUAUGGAGAAGAGUUUCACACCUUGAACUUGUUAGAGCAACAAACGCAUUUGAUGAAAGCACCUUACUUGGCAGUGGUGGUUUUGGCUUAGUGUACAAAGGAACAUUUUCUGAUGGGAUAGACGUGGCCAUAAAGGUAUUCAAUUUACAACUAGAAGGGGCGUUCAAGAGUUUCGAUAUUGAGUGUGAAAUGCUAAGCAACAUUCGUCAUCGGAAUCUUAUCAAAAUCAUCAGUUGUUGUAGUCAAAUU
This is a messenger RNA of Fragaria vesca subsp. vesca, 1142 nucleotides long. RefSeq names its product wall-associated receptor kinase-like 14-like. Gene Ontology annotation, molecular function: protein kinase activity; ATP binding. The transcript has 3 exons. Gene Ontology annotation, biological process: protein phosphorylation. The record is from RefSeq and is a predicted model, not a curated record. The coding region runs from base 1 to 813 and encodes 270 amino acids. Lineage: Eukaryota; Viridiplantae; Streptophyta; Magnoliopsida; Rosales; Rosaceae.